AUGACUACUUCAGAGACAGAGCCGAGUCUGUCAGCAGACGAGCAGUAUCGACAAUCGCUCACAUAUGGCUUGAUUAUAAGCACCGGACUCCUGUCCAUCAUAAUUUGCAGUUUAAGGCUCUAUGCAAGGGCAUUCAUCCUCAAGCGGUUUGGAAUGGAUGAUAUCGCGGUUUGCAUCUCAUUGGUCAUCACACAAUCUUUCAAUGGAUUAGGAAUUGCUAUCGUGUAUUAUGGCGAAGGCCGACAUUUCGACAACUUGUCUCUUGAAGAUAAAGCAAUCUGGCUCAAGGUACUAUCACCCUUCUUGCUCUUCUUCCGUGCUCUUAUCCAGACAUGUUGCUGA
Messenger RNA from Penicillium pulvis, 342 nucleotides. RefSeq lists its product as uncharacterized. The coding region runs from base 1 to 342 and encodes 113 amino acids. The record is from RefSeq and is a predicted model, not a curated record. NCBI's taxonomy places the organism in Eukaryota, Fungi, Ascomycota, Eurotiomycetes, Eurotiales, Aspergillaceae. The transcript has 3 exons.